CCUCAAUGAAGGUAUCUCUCAUCAAUCAGCCCAGAUGGCGUUGCACGAUCUAGUAGUUGAGGCAGUUUCAACCCACCCUUUCCUCUUUGUGACCACUGGACCUCUUAUCUUCCUCUUCAUCCGCUCCGUAUAUCGCCUCUAUCUACAUCCGCUUGCUCACAUUCCCGGCCCCAUUCUUCCAAGAGUGACAUCUCUCUGGCUCUACUACCACGCCUACAUCGGCGACGAAGCCAGCGCUAUUCAUCGCCUCCACCUCAAGUUCGGUCCCCUGGUCCGCGUUUCCCCACACGAAGUAGACAUUAGUGACGCAGAUGCCAUACAGCCCAUCUACGUCUCCAAGGGCGGCUUUCCUAAGGCGCCGUGCUACGCAAACUUUGACAUCGAUGGGCAUAAGACGAUCUUCUCGACUACCGACCAUGAGCAUCGUGCGCCGAGAGCAAAGGCCGUCGUGCCGCUGUUCUCAACGAAGAGCUUGAGAGACAAUGAGCAGGCCAUUUGGGGGUGCGUGGAGCGCAUGGUCGAGAGGUUGGGCGAAGAGGCGAAGUCGAGAAAGCCGGUCAACGUGCUGAAUCUAGCGCGUAGCUUAGCAGUCGACGCAGUAUCGACGCACCUCUUUCGGGAAAACUACGACGGUGUGAGUGAAAAGGGACCGACUCUUUCUGUGUCCGCGUUUGUGGAUACUUUCGUAGCUGUCGGACGGUUCUUCUACCUUCCUACUAUCGUGUUUGUGUGGCUGGAUUGGGCUAUUGCGAAGUGGACUACCGACCAUGAGACGGAUGACAGUAUGUCGCUUGUUGACUCGUUCGUGGGUAAUCUGGUCGCGAAUACAACGGAGAAAUCGACAACAUAUCCUGGACGCUUGAUGGCUGCAGGCCUACAAAACGAUGAGGUCAAGGCGCAAUGCAAAGAUCUGAUCUUCGCUGGGACAGACUCGACGGGAAUGAAUCUUGCCACUAUUAUGAGGAAUCUGGCAUUGUACCCGGAAAAGUACGAGAGGCUGAAGAAGGAGGUCAAUGAUAACGCCGCACUGGGCUCUGACGCUCUCGACAUCCAAGCCCUGCCAUACCUCACCGCAGUCGUCAAGGAAGCCUUACGCAUUAGUAUGGCAAAUCCGACGCGCCUUCCCCACGUAGUACCCUUAGGUGGCUGGAUGUUCAAAGACACAUUCUUCCCAACCGGAGCAAUCGUGGGCUGUUCGGGUUACGAAUUGCACUUCAACGCAGACAUCUUCCCUGCACCACACUCCUUCCAGCCUGAAAGGUGGCUCGAUGCGACUGACGAUAUGUCGAGGUACUGGUUUGCCUUUGGAGCGGGCAGCCGGGCAUGCAUUGCGAGGAACCUGGCGACUAUGGAGUUGCACUUUGCGACCGAGCGGCUGGCGCGGAGCAAUGUUCUCGAUGGUGCUAGGGUGGUGCAGGACGGUGACGUUGAGAUCUUGGAGUGGUUCAAUUCGAAGGUCAAGGGCGAGAAGAUUGAAUUAGUAUGGGAGUGAAGUAAGAAGUGCUCUGUGUUUUCCAUACCGAGAUCUCAGCUUCACCGCACUUUAGAUUGUUCGCGUAGUAUCUCUACUUGGAAGCAUGUGUUGCAGUGAUCAGUUGAUCCAGUUGGGUGCUAAGGUUCCAUCUGACACAUAAACCUGUGAUGCAG
Dothidotthia symphoricarpi CBS 119687 is the source of this 1647-nucleotide messenger RNA. RefSeq names its product cytochrome P450. Gene Ontology annotation, molecular function: heme binding; iron ion binding; oxidoreductase activity, acting on paired donors, with incorporation or reduction of molecular oxygen. Lineage: Eukaryota; Fungi; Ascomycota; Dothideomycetes; Pleosporales; Dothidotthiaceae. The record is from RefSeq and is a predicted model, not a curated record. The coding region runs from base 35 to 1492 and encodes 485 amino acids. The transcript has a single exon.